UUCUUGCUUUCUGAAAGUGCUUGUCGGCAAAUCCAUCCAAUUUAGUUAGAUAUGUAUUGCUAGUCUGUGCAAAUGACAGUACAGUACUAGUAUCUACAGACCUUGAGGAAUGUUAAAAAAGAUCAAUGCCGUGUUCCGACCAAAUCAUUCACAGAAAAAUGGGGAUGGGCAGGCCCAUGGGGGCAAUGAUAAGAAUAAAGCCUGUGCUGUGAAACUAGUCCGCAGUACUUCAAUGCUCAUUGUCGGAGAAACGCGGCAAAAAAACAUCGAGUCUUCCUUAAAAAGAAGCAAAAGCUCUAUCAGUAUCCAGUCGACGGCAGUUUAUUUCUACAGGCAAGAGGAUAGAAUAUGGCUGUAUUCCAGGACUCAGGACUGCCUACAGUACCUGGAGGAUCUGAUGGCACUGAGAAGACAAUACGUUAACAGCGUCAAUAAUCUGAAAACAGCAGGGAAAAAGGCAGACCUUCCCACAGACUCUGCUAAGGCAUCCAAACCCAAAGGGAAACCGCCACCUCCCCCGCCUCCAAAUCAGCACGAGAAGGCAGCAAAAACUAAAGCAAAUGCUCCACCAGUUCCAGACGAAGUGAACACUCUGGAGUACUUUGAUUCCAUCGUUGCCAGCUUUGACUCAGAAAAGAAAAUCAAGGCCCAUCUAGAUGAUGGACAUGCAGAUGUUGACUUUGUUGUUGCCACCAGUACAAGUGAACACGAUAUACAUUCUAACUGGAUGCUGCGGUCCCCAAGGAGGUUCUCAAUGGAUGAAUCAAAGCUCAAGAAGUCUGAGAAGAAAUCGAGAAGAAACAGCGAUGGUGCAAGAAUGGGCAACUCAAAGAGACUGGAAAGAAACCCCAUUCAUUUACCCAAAGUGGUGGAAAGUGCCUUCCAAACAUUAAGAUUUAAACCAAAAAUAAAGAAGAAAGUUUCAAUGUUUCAUUAGA
Molecule: messenger RNA, 938 nt
Organism: Polyodon spathula (Mississippi paddlefish)
Lineage: Eukaryota; Metazoa; Chordata; Actinopteri; Acipenseriformes; Polyodontidae
Exons: 3
Coding region: 110-937 (275 amino acids)
Source: RefSeq, a predicted model, not a curated record